CUCAUAUUGGACCGAACUCUUAAUAAAUUCACCCCUCUCUUGUGUAGUGGAAUAUGAAAACUAAACUAACACGCUAAUUCGAUCAUUAAGGAAUACGUACCUAAAGACCAACUACAUUGAACCUGUCAAAAGAAUUAUCUAAGCAUGGAUUAACAAAAAUGAAUACAAGAAGAAUUGAGGAGGAAAUGGCAAGGGUGAAAUGUUGGACAGCAGCACUAGCCAUUGGGCUCCUUUUAAUGACCCUUGUAGGGGAGUGUUACGGACAACUCCGAUUUGGGUACUACAACAACAAAUGUCGCAAAGUCGACGUUGAGGCCUUCGUUUUCUUCAUUGUCAAGAAGCAUUUUAUUCAAGAAAAACAUACUGUUGCUGCUCUCAUCCGCUUGCAGUUCCAUGAUUGCUUCAUCAGGGGUUGUGAUGCAUCAAUUUUGCUGGAGGGCCAAGGCAGCGAGAAAACAGCACCUCCAAAUCAAAGUGUUGAUGGUUAUGAUAUCGUCGAAGAGGCAAAGGUUGCUCUCGAUAGACAAUGCCCCGGAGUUGUCUCUUGUGCUGAUAUUAUUGUCCUAGCUGCUAGAGCUGCUACAUUUUUGGGUGGAGCAUCUUGGUACUCAGUGGAAACUGGAAGAAAAGAUGGUCGCAUUUCACGUGCGAACGAUGCACUUCAAUCGCUUCCAGGGCCAAGUAUGCCCAUUCCCCAAGCCGUUCAAGUGUUUGCUCAACAUGGCCUAAACACAGAGGACUUCGUUUACCUUUUGGGUUGCCAUACUGUUGGAACUGCACAUUGCGCCACAUUUCAAGACCGUCUAUACAACUUCCGCAACAGCGGGAGAUCAGACCCUUCCAUGUCUCGCCUCUUGCGCGUUUCCCUACAGAAAACAUGUCCCCGCAACUUCAUCUCUAGCAAGGAAACAUUCCUUGACCAAACCAAAAGAAGUGAAUUCAGAAUGGACAAUGGUUUCUUCAAGAGAAUAUUGAAAGGUGAAGGUGUUCUUGAAGUUGAUCAACAAUUAGCUUUUCAUCCUUUGACUAGGAACAUUGUUAUAAGAGCUGCUUCCAACGAAAAUAUAUUUAAGAAUAAAAUUGGGCCGGCCAUGCGCAAAUUGGGCUUAGUUGGAGUUAUCACUCGUGGUGAGGUUAGACUUGGUACGUGCAAGAAGGUCCGCUAGAAAAUUUGUCAACUACUACCUCCGUUUUAAAAUAAUUCUUCCGUUUUAGUCCGUUUCAUAAUAUUCUUUACAUUUUGUUUUAUUCUAAUUAUUGAUAUGAAAAUUGACUACCUUAUAUUUUUUUAACCCACAAUAUUUACAAUUUUUCACUCAA
Spinacia oleracea (spinach) is the source of this 1320-nucleotide messenger RNA. RefSeq names its product peroxidase 57-like. NCBI's taxonomy places the organism in Eukaryota, Viridiplantae, Streptophyta, Magnoliopsida, Caryophyllales, Amaranthaceae. Gene Ontology annotation, biological process: response to oxidative stress; hydrogen peroxide catabolic process. The record is from RefSeq and is a predicted model, not a curated record. Bases 159 to 1166 code for a protein of 335 amino acids. Gene Ontology annotation, molecular function: heme binding; peroxidase activity. The transcript is spliced from 4 exons.